UCGGCGUUCAGAUCUCGUGUCUCCUGAUGUUUCCGAGGUCAUCGUCUGAUGAAGGGCGUCAUAUGCCAAAAGAAUCCCGAUCCCGAUACCGAUGGGGACUCUCGGUGAGAUAAAGAAGACAAACGAAUGCUACAGAAGCAGGGCAUGGGGCGCCUGUUGUCAACCCACGCCCGAAUUCCCCAGUCUGGGCCAUUUCACCCGCCUUGGAGACUCUGGGACCGCUUAGCGUCACCAUAACCCACCAGACGAGAAAGCUGGAUGGAGUCAGCGUGGCCAGUCGGGGCAACUAGACCUUAUCCUCGAUAGCCAACCCAAACUCUGAAUAUUGCGACUCCAGAAAAGGAGCCAACCAUUUGCAUAGAGGGGGGGCAAUGGCCCAGUCGACCCCUCACCGGCGCGGGGGUCUCCUAGUGGGCUUGCUGUUCUAAUAGUCUUUUCGUUGAUGACUGUAGUGGUGUAUAUCUAAGCUCCAAUCCGCGGUAUAAAGCUGCCUGCCACCUGGCCAGCCUGUCUCGCAUCUUCACUUCGUUCUUCCCUGCCUCUCCUGCCUUUUCCUUGAAACUUCUCUCAUUGCUCCCCUCUCCCACUUAUAGACCCGAUAAUGGCUGCCAACCCUGUGGAGCAUGGACUGUUUGUCCAUAACAACACUACCGCUCCAGCCCACCCCGGCUUGCUGAGCAUGUUCUCACUGAAGGGCAAGACUGCCAUCGUUACCGGCGCCGGUGCUGGCAUCGGCCUUUCCGUAGCUAUUGGCCUGGCUGAAGCUGGUGCAAAUGUGGCCUUGUGGUAUAGCAGCAACCCCAACUGCAUCGAGCGGGCCGCGGAGAUUGCCUCCAAGUAUGGUGUCCAGGCCCAGGCGUACAAGGUCGAAAUCACCAAGCCCGAAGCCGUGCAGGCGGCCGUUGACCAGGUUGUGAAAGACUUCAAUGGCCGACUAGACGUUUUCAUCGCCAAUGCCGGUAUCCCCUGGACUAAAGGUCCCAUGGUUGACGGUCCACUGGACCACUACUCGAGUGUUGUCGAUGUCGACCUGAACGGAACUUUCUACUGCGCUAGGGCAGCGGCAACCCACUGGAGGAGACAAAAGGAGGAGGGCACCGAUAUCAACGGUAACGCGCUCAACAACUUCACCUAUGGCAGCUUUGUGGCCACCGCUUCCAUGAGCGGUCACAUUGUCAACUUCCCUCAGAUGCAGGCAGCAUACAACGCCUCCAAAGCUGGUGUCAUCCAUCUUUGCAAGUCGCUGGCUGUCGAGUGGGUUAAGUUUGCGCGUGCCAACACCGUUUCUCCCGGAUACAUCGCGACAGAGAUCUCGAAUUUCAUCCCAGAUGAUGUCAAGGGCAUCUGGAAGGACAAGAUUCCCAUGGGUCGCGAGGGAGAACCCGAGGAGCUCAAGGGCGCGUAUCUGUACCUGGCAUCGGAUGCAUCCAGCUACACCACUGGAGCAGACAUUGUGGUUGAUGGCGGCUACUGUGCCCCGUAGGCUUUUGAUUAUAUAGAUGGCAUUUUAUGAUCUGUACAUUUCAACUUGCAGCGAUACAUAUGAAAGGUAUAUUACAUGAUAGACGAAAUGAACUUCUUCGCGAUCAAGUCCGCUCGUGGCGCUUACUAGAUCCAACCAAGCCAGAGCCAAGGCACCAGGCUGACCACUGCCACAAAGCCAUGCAGAAGCCGUGGCUUGCAGGUUGCAGGGCCUUAAUAUUCGGUAUCGGCGGUGACGUAGGCCCGCGAUCGCGUGAGGUCCCUAGAAGUAGAUCAUAAUAAUGUGACCUAUUUUCCCUCACACACCAGGGCCUCGGCAUGUCCUCUGUUAUGUUAUAUCCCAUAGCCACAACAAAGAAACCCAUCACAUCAAAUAGUGGUAGUGGUAGUAUCAGAAGGCCCCUCCUGUACCUUUUCCACCACCCACUUCACCACUGAAUCCACCAUCCCAUUGACCCAUUCCCCGUCAUCUUCGUCUCCAUCCGCCGAAUAAUAAUCUUCUUCCAUUUCCGGAAUAGAUGGAAAGGGCGGCUCCAUGACCUCCGGGUAUAUGACGGAUGUAUCUGGGUCGAAGUAUCGAGAGAGAGG
Molecule: messenger RNA, 2070 nt
Organism: Aspergillus welwitschiae
Lineage: Eukaryota; Fungi; Ascomycota; Eurotiomycetes; Eurotiales; Aspergillaceae
Product: putative carbonyl reductase
Exons: 3
Coding region: 602-1483 (293 amino acids)
Cellular component (GO): intracellular anatomical structure
Molecular function (GO): oxidoreductase activity, acting on NAD(P)H, oxygen as acceptor
Source: RefSeq, a predicted model, not a curated record